AUGAUAGUGGACAAAUAUGUCUUCAGUAAUCGUUGUACCUCUCAAUACACAACAACGACUUCGUAUUCCAAUGCUACAGUUGUAGUUGCUUCAACUAUAACGUAUGAAUGUGGUGGUGCCUGUCAAGAUUUGCCCGGAGCUCAACUCUAUUCAACAUCCAAUAUCAAUAAUAAUUGUACGCUCGCAUUCAGUACAACUGCUGUUGGUUAUUAUGUAGUUAGUCAAGAUUCAGCAGAUUAUUUUCCAAUACUUGCGCUUAUUUUGGGCAUCGGUAUUCCAUUAUGUCUUAUGCUAAAUAUAUUGAGUUGUUCGUGUUUACCGCAAUGGCUUGAUCAAACAUUUUUGUAUGUUAAUUAUAUUAUUUUUGUUUUGAAAGAAAUAUAA
Messenger RNA from Rotaria socialis, 384 nucleotides. The record is from the annotation of a GenBank genome assembly. NCBI's taxonomy places the organism in Eukaryota, Metazoa, Rotifera, Eurotatoria, Philodinida, Philodinidae.